Molecule: messenger RNA, 4829 nt
Organism: Sphaerodactylus townsendi
Lineage: Eukaryota; Metazoa; Chordata; Lepidosauria; Squamata; Sphaerodactylidae
Gene: JADE3
Product: jade family PHD finger 3
Exons: 11
Coding region: 255-2717 (820 amino acids)
Biological process (GO): regulation of transcription by RNA polymerase II
Cellular component (GO): histone acetyltransferase complex
Source: RefSeq, a predicted model, not a curated record
UCAAUAAUACAAUAGGGCUCUUGUGCCGCCGCCGCCUGGCCUGCCAGGAGGGAGAUUGCAAGGGCAAGGGCCUGCGAGCACGGAAGAAAGCAGGGGCGCGCACACGAUGAAGGGGGAGGCCGGGUCGUAGCCAAGCCAAAGCUCCGAGAAGGAAAUGAGCAGCACCAAGUAGUAGUCGCAGCAGCAGCAGCCCCGGGCCCUGGCGCACGCACACGCCGCCGCCGCCCGCGCCAGAGCCACAAGGAUGCGUCAGGAUGAAACGCCACAGGCAUCUAAGCACCAGUGACAGUUCAGACAAUGAAAGUCCUUCCACUUCUUUUUCUUCUUGUUCCAAGUACAGGAGUAAAUCAAAAACUCCAUCGAAUGAACAAAAGAAACCCGCUGAGGUGUUUAGAAAAGACCUCAUUAGUGCCAUGAAACUUCCAGAUUCUCAUCAUAUUAAUCCAGAUGAAUAUUACCUCUUUGCUGACACAUGGAAACAAGAGUGGGAAAAAGGUGUGCAGGUACCAGCCAGUCCAGAUACUAUUCCACAACCUUCUCUAAGAGUUGUAGCAGAAAAGGUGAAAGAAGUACUAUACACACGUCCCAGGAAGUAUAUUCGUUGUUCAAGCCAAGAAUCCUCCGAGCCAGGUUACAUCAACAUUUUGGAACUGGCAGAAUCAAUGUGCCGUUAUGACUUGGAUGACAUGGAUAUUUUCUGGCUCCAGGAAGUAAAUGCAGAGCUUGCUGAAAUGGGGUGUGGGCAGCUUGAUGAGAACACAAUGGAGAAAAUGGUGGAAGUCCUGGAACGUCAUUGCCAUGAGAACAUGAACCAUGCUAUUGAGACAGAGGAAGGGCUGGGUAUAGAAUAUGAUGAAGAUGUCAUCUGUGAUGUGUGCCGAUCUCCUGAUAGCGAAGAUGGGAAUGACAUGGUGUUUUGUGACAAGUGCAACAUAUGUGUUCAUCAGGCUUGUUACGGAAUCCUAAAAGUUCCUGAAGGGAGUUGGCUGUGCCGUACUUGUGUCCUUGGAAUACACCCUCAGUGUCUUCUGUGUCCAAAGAGAGGUGGUGCCAUGAAGGCUACCAGAACCGGCACCAAGUGGGCACAUGUCAGCUGUGCGCUCUGGAUUCCAGAGGUGAGCAUCGCUUGCCCAGAAAGGAUGGAACCAAUUACAAAAGUGUCUCACAUUCCACCGAGUAGAUGGGCUUUAGUCUGCAGCUUAUGCAAACUUAAAACUGGUGCUUGUAUUCAGUGCUCUGUGAAGAGCUGCAUCACUGCCUUUCAUGUCACAUGUGCCUUUGAGCAUAGUCUAGAGAUGAAAACAAUCCUGGAUGAUGGUGAUGAGGUCAAGUUCAAGUCAUACUGCCUAAAGCAUAGCAAAACCAAGCAAAGCCUGUUGCCUGAGUCAGACAACCACCCCAAGAGCACAGUGGACCAGAAGCAAACUGAAAGCGAGAAGACCAGCUUGCGUGCUCAGAAACUUCGAGAGCUGGAGGAAGAGUUCUACUCGCUAGUGAGAAUAGAAGAUGUUGCAGCCGAGCUAGGCCUUCCAAAAUUCACUGUGGACUUGAUCUACAACUAUUGGAAACUGAAACGGAAAAGUAACUUUAAUAAACCAUUAUUUCCUCCCAAGGAGGAUGAAGAAAACGGCUUGGUUCAGCCAAAAGAAGAUAGUAUUCAUACUCGAAUGAGGAUGUUUAUGCACUUGAGGCAGGAUCUGGAAAGGGUACGGAAUCUUUGCUACAUGGUAAGCAGAAGAGAGAAGUUAAAACUGUCACACAGCAAGGCGCAUGAGCAGGUUUUCAAUCUGCAAGUUCAGCUUAUUAAUCAAGAAAUUGCUGCAGGCCAUUCUCUGACAAGUGCAGUGGAGAAUACACUAUUUUACCCACCUCCUAGAAUCACCUUAAAGCUAAAGAUGCCAAAAUCAGCUUUAGGAGAUUGCAAAAAUAACUUGAAGCCAGGGAACAAGCCCCUUUCUCCUGAUAACAGUACUUCAGUUUACUGCAAAAGGGGUAUUCCAUUUCCCAAGGAGCCUUUUGUUUCAAAUAUGAAAUCCUACUCAAGGUUUCAGCAUGAAAAUAGAAGUAAUGGUUUACUUGGAAGGAUUGUCAAGUCUAGGAAUGAAGCAAGAGAGUCUGGCUUGGCGCAGUCCUCAGACUUCCAUCGCGGACAGUUGUCCGGCAAACCUUUAGCACUUCAAGCUGCAUUGCAUGGACAGUCUUCCAUUGGGAAUGGGAAAAUGCAACAGAGUUCUAAACUAGCAAAAUCUAAUGGCUUAAUGAACAGAUGCGGUGACAUAUCUCAGCGAGAUAGCUCCAGCCAAACAUGUGAGCAGCAGUCUGUUCUCUCCGGACAUUUGGCUAGCCAGAGCAGCUUCAGGAAAUCCACAAUAGAGCACUUCAACAGGUCCUUCAAAGAGGCAACCAACAGCUUGGUGAGGACCACAGAAGACCUCAGAUGCUGUGAAAAGCCUAUAAGAAGGCUUUCAAUGAGAGAACGUUCGUGGGGCAAGCAGACACUUGAACAUCCAAUGGGCAGCGCUCCUUACCAGGACAAUGAUGGAUAUUGUCCUGAUUUAGAACUCAGUGACUCUGAACCUGAAAGCGAUGAGAAUAAAGGGCAAGUCAAAUUAAAGAGAAGCAGCUCAGAGAGAGAAAGCCCAAGUAAAGACUUCAGUAGAGACUGUCACAGUAGAAACAAAAGAAGUUUGAUUUCUCACAGUUCAGUACAAAGAUGAUUAGAAACCCCUGAUCACAAAAAUGGCUCAGCCCUUGUGUAAUUAGAAGUAUUGGCAUAAACCAUGGGAUUUAGACUUUGAGCAAAAGAUGUUCUCACCUAACAGUGAAUCAGCUUGCUAUUUAGAUAAAUUGUUAAUUGGAUUUUAUGAGGUCAGUGUGAUUAUAACUAAAGACUGCUUGCAUAUUUGUGAAGAGGAUUUUAUAUGUCAGCUUCUUCAUAUGGCAAGGAAUGCUCUGGGCUUUGAACUGGUGUACAGGUAUUUCAAAAGCCCUAUUGUCAUUCUGUGACCAUUUGGAAGAACAUCUGACAGUCAUUGUUGCAGCUGCAAUACAAUCAGUUUAUUGGAAAACUUGAGCAGUUAAUUUUUAAAGGAAACUUUUCUGCUACUUACCUGUCAGCAAAAUUGGAUCAGAUUAUUAAUUUUGGGGGUGGGAGUGUACAUGACUACUAGAUGGAAAUCAUGUUCUCAGUGAGUUUUCAAACAAAGCAUGUGAUCCUAGAUAUUAACUUGAAAGUAAGGCUCAUUGAGUUAAAAUAGGGCUUAUUCCCAAGUAAACAUGGCUAAGAUCAGGAUCACAUAAUUUUUUCUCCUAACUUGCUGAAGAUUUACACACACUUUAGCCAAUGCUGCCAAACACACUGACCUCUAGAAUUUCCCCUUUAUAGUUUGCUCUUGCUGAAGAUUGUUUCCCUUGGCUUUAGCAACUUGCUGUAUUCUGUAAAUACUCUUUAACUUCUAGUAUUUUUUAAAUUGUUUUGUAAUCCUUGUGUAUAUAUAAAUAUAUAUAGCUUGUCGUGGGUUGCACUUGUAAAAUAUUUUACUUGGCCAUGCCAGUAUAGGUGGCUGAUAUGUGCAUAGUGUUUAAUACUAGAAGUCCUUAAGAAUCUCUUGAUAUAUUCAGGCAAUCACCGGUGAUGCCAGAUCCUCUUUUGUCAGCUCAGAAAGCUUUUUUACAUGAACCACCUCAUUUUCACUUUUUUUGUUUCUCAGCUAGCAAAUACUUUCGUCCGGUUUCUGAGCCAAAACAUUAAAACCUCUGUGUGCAAAUAAGUUUGUUGGUUUCCAAGUAAAGUAGACAGCCGUGGUAAUCAGAAUGGGAAAUGUUUAUGCUACUGUGUCAUUUGAUUUGAUUUGCAAGAAAAUGCUGUUCACAACUGCCCACCUUUGAUUUUUAAGUGGAAUGAAUUGGUUUUAGUGUGCAAAAAUUGCUUCAUUAAUGGACUAAUCACAAUUGUUGCUUGAAAUGCUGCCAUCUGAAGCAAAAGUAUUUGGGUGCACUUUGAAACCUGAUUAUUAAGGUGUAGCAGGGACAAAUGAGAAUAUUUCUUUGCAAACUAAAACUCUGAUGCAUUAUGUUGGGAAGAGAAAGGAAAUAAAAUGAACCUGACUGUCCUGCUUUGCUUCAUGCAAUCUUAACGUUUGCUUUGUUUGUUUUUUCUGCUAUGUCAUAUCUUUUUCAAAGUGGUUUAUUUUAAGACAUUUCCAUUUAUGUGAAUAGGCAGCAGCUUUUUAAAAAGUUUCUGUGUUUUCCUUUUUGAGAAAUUCUUGGCCUUUAAGUUGUGAGCCAUUCAGAAUGGUGCUAAAACGUUCUCUCCCUCGUAUGAGAGUUCUAGUUCUCUUUUUAAAAUUGUAUUUAUUAACCAUUUUUACUGGUCAUGUGAGUAUGUGGAAGAACUUGGGAACAAUUCCUCGGGCCAGGAGGAAGAAACUCACAAUCGUAUUUCAAGCUGAAUGGCAUGAAUAAAAUACAAAGAGUGGUAAAGUGUGCUUCAACGAGAUUGCAGAGUUUUGCAAAUGCAAGGGGGAUGAUUAAAAUAACUUCCCAGGCAAUAGUGGGUUUUUAAUUAUUUUUACAUAAUUUUAAUAGAUACAUGAAGGAGCCUUCGGCUGUAUAGCUCUCAAGUAUGUUUCUCCAAAGUGUAUUUGCUAGUUUUUCAGUGUGUUCAGUGGCUAACUCUUAAAGUAUUACCUCUUAACCUAAUUUGUUUUGUUUUCUUGUUUUGCUUUAUACAAAUAUAUAUAUUCAAUUUUUUCAAAAAUGGACUGUCUUUUUUAGACGUCCCCUUUUUACAAUGCUUUUUUCAUUAAAUUAUGGAACUGCUAACCAUA